CGUCUUCGCUUGUCCCCUUCCGAGGAUCUGAUUCUUGGGAUGCCGACGGAAGAAGAAGAUAAGAUGUGUUGACUCCGCAGUGGGGGGCGAGCGAAUGAAAGCUGAACCUCAUCCCACAUUCUCUCUCUCAUGCUCAUGACCUUUCUUCGUGCCCUUCUCCUGAUUCCCGCCAACAAGAUAUGGGGAGUGACAGAGACCGCCAUGGCCGCCGCCGCCGCCCUCUCUUCUCUCUCUUUCCGCUGAUCUUGUGCCUGCUGUUGCGUCUGUCUGAGGCCGGCACGAAGGGCAGAGGAGGUGGGGGAACGCCCUCCGUCAUCGGGUAUGGAUACACGGUCCGGUCCGUGGCCAUUGACCCGUCGGGAACGACGUUGACCGCCGAGCUACGCCUCAUCAACGGGACCUCUGUCUACGGGCCUGACAUCGAGAAUCUCCGCCUUGUUGCCAGCUUCCAAGCGGGCGGUCGUCUUCGGGUCCGGAUCACAGACGCCAACAACCUCCGAUGGGAAGUCCCCGCCGACAUCAUCCCUCGCCGAUCUCCCUCCUCUCCCCACCGCUCUCUCCCCGAGCAAACCCUAGCCCCGCCGCCGUCCCUCUCCCGCUCCCACGGCAGCCUCUCCGCCGCCUCCUCCGACCUCGUCUUCUUACUCCGCAACACCACCCCCUUCUCCUUCUCCGUCUCCCGCCGCUCCUCCGGCGACGUCCUCUUCGACACCUCCCCAUCCGACCCCUCCGCCUUCCUCGUCUUCAAAGACCAGUACCUCCAGCUCUCCUCCUCCCUCCCUCCCGGCCACUCCUCCCUCUAUGGGAUCGGAGAGCACACGAAGCCGUCGCUCCGGCUCCAGCCCAACCAAACCCUAACUCUGUGGAACGCCGACAUUGGUAGCGCGAACCUCGAUCUCAACCUGUACGGAUCGCAUCCGUUUUACAUGGACGUCAGGUCGUCCGUGGGCCGCGGCGGCGGAGGAGUUGGGGCGGGCACGAGCCACGGGGUUCUGUUGUUGAACAGCAAUGGAAUGGACGUGGUGUACACUGGUGAUAGGAUCACUUACAAGGUCAUUGGUGGGGUGUUGGAUUUGUAUUUCUUUCCCGGGCCGUCGCCGGAGGCGGUCAUGGAGCAGUACACCGCGCUCAUUGGCCGGCCGACCCCAAUGCCAUACUGGUCCUUCGGAUUUCACCAAUGCCGCUACGGUUACAAGAAUGUCGCCGACUUAGAGGGCGUAGUAGCUGGUUAUGCAAAAGCUAAUAUACCACUGGAAGUUAUGUGGACCGACAUCGAUUACAUGGAUGCAUACAAGGACUUCACCCUUGACCCUAUCAAUUUUCCAGUGGAAAAGAUGAAAGAAUUCGUCAGCAGCAUUCACAAGAACGGUCAGAAAUAUGUUCUAAUACUUGAUCCAGGCAUUAGCGUGAACGAGACAUAUGGAGCCUACAUCAGGGGGAUGCAAGCUGACAUCUUCAUCAAACGUGAGGGAGUUCCGUACUUAGGUGUUGUUUGGCCGGGGCCGGUGUACUUCCCAGACUUCCUUCACCCAUCUGGUGAGAGUUAUUGGGGUGGUGAGAUACAGAUGUUUCACGAUGUUCUUCCCUUUGAUGGCCUAUGGCUCGACAUGAAUGAGCUGUCCAACUUCAUAACUUCUCCGCCUCUUCCUUCCACUCUUGACAAUCCCCCCUACAAAAUCAACAAUGCGGGAGUUCAUCGGCCGAUCAACAACAGUACUAUUCCUGCAACAUCAUAUCAUUUUGGCAAUAUCUCAGAUUACAAUGCUCAUAACCUCUAUGGGCUCUUGGAAGCCAGAGCAACAAACAAGGCCUUAGUCAAUGUCACUGGUAAAAGGCCGUUCAUUCUCACGAGAUCAACUUUUGUGAGCUCUGGCAAGCAUACUGCACACUGGACUGGAGACAAUGCCGCCACAUGGGAUGACUUGGCUUACUCAAUUCCUGCAAUUUUAAACUUUGGGUUGUUUGGAAUUCCAAUGGUAGGAGCUGAUAUAUGCGGUUUCUCCCGGAACACAACUGAAGAGCUCUGCAACAGAUGGAUUCAGCUAGGGGCCUUUUAUCCCUUUGCAAGAGACCACUCUGAGAAGAAUAGUAUUCGUCAAGAGCUCUAUCUCUGGGACUCGGUCGCGGCAUCUGCCAGGAAGGUGCUCGGGCUUCGUUAUCGCUUGCUCCCAUACUUGUAUACCUUGAUGUAUGAGGCAAAUAGAAAGGGGAUGCCCAUUGCCCGGCCCCUAUUUUUCUCAUUCCCUGAGGAUGCAAUGACUUACAAUAUUAACUCCCAGUUUUUGAUUGGAAAGGGUGUGAUGGUGACUCCUGUGCUAAAAUCAGGUGCCCAAACCGUGGAUGCUUAUUUUCCGAGUGGAAAUUGGUUUGAUCUCUUCAAUUACUCAAACUCAGUGAGUACAGCUUCAGGAACGAAUGUGAUGCUCCAUGCGCCGCCUGAUCAUCCUCAUCUGCAUGUAAAGGAAGGUAAUAUAUUGGCCAUGCAAGGAGAGGCCAUGACUACGAAAGCAGCUCGGAGAACGCCAUUCGAGCUCUUAGUCGUGGUUGAUGGGAAUGGGAAUAGCUCGGGACAAGUGUUCUUGGACGACGGAGAGGAAAUCGAAAUGGGAGGGGAAGGACAUAAGUGGACUCUGGUGAGGUUUUAUUGUGGGAAAACAGGGAAUGGUGUUGUUGUCGGAUCAGAAGUUGUUAAUGGGGAAUUUGCUUUGAUUGAGAAGUGGGUAAUUGAUAAGGUGACAAUCCUAGGAUUGAGAAAAGGAACUGGGAUGACUAGGCUGAGAGGGAAUGAGUUGUACAACGAUGAAGAAGCAAAGUCCGGACACAGAACAGAGAAAACAGUGGGAAAAUCAAGUGAUGGUGGAGAGUUUGUGAUUCUUGAAGUCUCGAGAUUGUCACUUCCGCUGGGAAAGGCAUUCAAGUUGGAAGUGAAAUUGCGCAAAUCCUAAGACAAAACAUUGUCAGAAGAAACAGGU
This is a messenger RNA of Rhodamnia argentea, 2972 nucleotides long. RefSeq names its product alpha-glucosidase-like. Gene Ontology annotation, molecular function: hydrolase activity, hydrolyzing O-glycosyl compounds; carbohydrate binding. The transcript has 5 exons. The record is from RefSeq and is a predicted model, not a curated record. Bases 180 to 2945 code for a protein of 921 amino acids. NCBI's taxonomy places the organism in Eukaryota, Viridiplantae, Streptophyta, Magnoliopsida, Myrtales, Myrtaceae. Gene Ontology annotation, biological process: carbohydrate metabolic process.